AUGUUGUUGUUAGUGUUAGUAUUGAUACCACUUGCCGUUACAGGCUUAGAAUUAGAUACCUGUCGAGCUCCACUUGGAAUGCAAUCAGGAGCAAUACCCGAUACUGCCAUACAAGCAAGUUCUUCAUUAGAUUCAACAUUGGGACCACAGACUGCUCGAAUUCGAUCUUCGUUACAAGGUGGCGGAUGGUGUCCCAAACGAAUAAUAAACAGUGAAAGUGAAGAAUAUCUCGAAAUUUCAUUUAACAAUUUGACAGUCAUUACAAUAAUCGAAACCCAAGGACGACAUGGCCCAUUUCCAGACGAUUAUGUUAAUUAUUAUCGACUCGAAUACAAACGUGACGAUAAUUUAUCUUGGAUAAAGUACAAAGAUUAUCGAAAAAAAGAAAUUCUCUACGGCAAUUCAAAUAAUAAUAUAGCAGAAAUGCGUGAAAUAACACCACCAAUCACAGCAACAAAAUUACGUUUCAUUCCGACAAAUAUGAUGGACAAAAAGAAAAGAAUGUGUUUGAGAUUAGAAUUGUAUGGCUGUUUAAGUUCAGAUCAUGUUAUUUCGUAUACAAUACAACAAGGUGAACAACGAACAUUUGAUAUGGAAUUUUUAGAUGACACAUAUGAUGGCGUGCAAAAAAAUGGAAUAUUGACGAACGGUAUUGGACAAUUGUUUGACGGUGAAACUGGUACAGAUGAUUAUCGUACAGAUUCACAAAGUCUCAAUAUUCGUGGAUUUGAAUGGAUUGGCUGGAAAAAUGUAUCACAACCAAUUGAUAUUGUAUUUUAUUUUGAUGAUAUACGAAAUUUUACCGAACUUCUUAUUCAUACGAAUAAUAUGUACACAAAAGAUGUUCAAGUAUUUCGUCGUAUUAACAUUAGUACAAGUUUGGAUACAAUAAAUUAUAAACAAAAUAUAAUUGUGAUCGGUUUAUCUGAGGAUAAACAUUCAGAGAAUGCACGCUAUAUUCACAUUCCAUUACAAAAUAAUGUGGCAAAAUCGAUCAAGAUAUCAUUAACAUUUGCGUCCAAAUGGAUAUUGAUUAGUGAAGUAAAAUUUCAAUCAUUCCCAAUUAAAGAUAAAUCUUUAUUGACAUUAUCCUCCACCUCACCAUCAUCAGUAACAACGGUUGUUAUACCACUUCAAUUCAUUAUUAUUCUAGCUGUCACAUUAUCAAUUAUAAUUAUAUUUAUUUUACUAUGUUUUACGGCCUUGAUAUUGAAACAUCGAAAAAAGCAAAAAUUUAAUCGUUAUGGUGAAAAGUUAAUAUUGCAAACAUGUUAUUCAGAUAAUCCAUUAAAACUACAAAUACCAGAAUUUGUUGCCUGUUGUAACUUGAAUAAAGAUACUCAGAGUUCGGGACGCAGUCAGAGUUCAUAUGGUGCCACUUCUGAUCCAUCCACAUUUACUACACCAAAAACAACGGCACGUAAAUGCAUUAUUGGUACGAUACAAGAACAAAUUCCAUUAUCUUUAUCUUCACCACCAUUAACACAAGAUACCAAUUUUUAUGCUUCAACUGAUAUUGUUGCUGUAAAUGAGACAACGCACUCAAAUACUUAUUUACGUGGUAUCUGUGGAAAUAGUCUCAUGUUUGAUUGUUUAAACCAAGGAAUGAAUCUGCAAAGAAAAAUUGAAACAAUUAAUAAUGAACAGAUACAAUUAAGUGAAACCUUUGGUAACGGGAGAUUUGGGCAGAUAUUCAUUGGUUGUAUAUUGAAUGAUCAUAAAUACGUUUUAAUACGAAAAUUGGUUAAAGUAUCAUGUUUAACACGUUCACUAUUCGAGCAAGAAACGCGUUUACUCUCAACAAUUGAACAUGAAAAUAUUGCCGGUGUCUUAUAUAAAACUCAUGAUGAUCUAUCGAUAAUGACAGAGUAUACUGAUCUGGGUGAUCUCUGUUUAUUGAUGCAUCGAAUUAGUCAAAAUGAUAGAACAGCACGAUUAGAUCACAGUGCAACAUUAUUUAUUACAUGUCAAAUAUCAUCAGCGAUGAGUUACCUUGAAAUGAGAAAUAUUGUACAUCGUGAUUUAGCAACUAGAAAUUGUUUAGUAUUUAAUAAUUAUUUAAUUAAACUAACAGAUUGUGCAAUGUCAUCAUCACAUUAUGCUCAUCACUACUGGAUUAUGAACGAUUCAUAUUUGCCUGUGAGAUGGAUGUCUCCUGAAACACUCACAAAUGGAGAAUAUUCAACAAAAUCUGAUCUAUGGAGUUUUGGCAUUACACUUUAUGAAAUACUAACAAUGUGUCAUACGACGUUACCAUACAGUCACUUGUCGAACGAUGAUGUUAUUCUUCAUACAAAAACAUUAACUGAUCAACAAUUGCCAAAUUUAGAUAUUUCUACUAUAUGUUCUGUUCAAUUUAAAGAACUAACCGAUCUUAUGUACGCUUGUCUGAAACGCACGAGUACCGAACGACCAUCGUUUCAAGAAAUACAUCUAUUUUUACGUCGACAAUCGUCACCUGGUAUAACAUACGCUUAA
Messenger RNA from Didymodactylos carnosus, 2478 nucleotides. The record is from the annotation of a GenBank genome assembly. Lineage: Eukaryota; Metazoa; Rotifera; Eurotatoria; Philodinida; Philodinidae.